Talaromyces marneffei is the source of this 1383-nucleotide messenger RNA. RefSeq lists its product as uncharacterized. NCBI's taxonomy places the organism in Eukaryota, Fungi, Ascomycota, Eurotiomycetes, Eurotiales, Trichocomaceae. Bases 1 to 1383 code for a protein of 460 amino acids. Gene Ontology annotation, biological process: translational initiation. Gene Ontology annotation, molecular function: translation initiation factor activity; guanyl-nucleotide exchange factor activity. The record is from RefSeq and is a predicted model, not a curated record. Gene Ontology annotation, cellular component: eukaryotic translation initiation factor 2B complex. The transcript is spliced from 3 exons.
AUGGUUUCGAAUUCGGCGGCCCUGACUCCAGGGUUGUCCUCAUUUCUCAAGUCUCUAAAAACGACCCCCAUUGAGACAUCGAUCGACAAUCUAGUAUCUCUCUUGAAGCGACGACAAAUUCGUCUGUCACGUUCAUGCGCCAUAGCAACUGCAUACCUUCUUCUCCGAGUCGUGUCGGCCUUUCGAACCACAGAUGCCACAAAAUUGAUUGAGCGGGUACAGAGUGUGGGUAGGCGGCUUAUGGUUGCCCAACCCAGGGAACUAGUCGUGGGAAAUAUCGUCAGACGUGUACUAGGCCUUAUUAGAGACGAAGCAGAGGACGAAAGGGACGCAGACUUUUUCCUUGCUAGCGAAGCUGGAUCUGACAGCCGACCACAUACCCCUCAUGGAGCAGAAAGCCACUCCCCUCCGCGCUCACAUGUUGCAGACGAUCUCGCAAUUCCUGUGCAGGACAAGGACCUUUUAUCUAUCCGUCAAGAAGGCUCAGAACGAUCUUCUUCUCGGCCCCCUCUAUCUUCCACGCCAUCCCAAGCGGCCCCCGUCAUUUCCAUGUUUAGCCUCCUCCAGCACCCCGAAGCAGAGUCACCUCAACCUAGUUCCCCAGGCACCGUCUCGCCAUCAGGCCGGUUUCAGGGACAGGGCCAACACAAAGAUAUUCGAGCUGAAGUUUUGGACGGAAUCGGCGAGAUUAUUGACGAACUCGGGCAGGUUGAUGAUCAGAUUGCAGGCUACGCCCUGGAGCACAUCCAUUCCAACGAGGUCAUUUUGACAUAUACCUCAUCCACCACUGUUCAAAAGUUCUUACUCAAAGCCGCAACCAAGAGGAAGUUCACCGUCAUCCAUGCCGAGUCUUUCCCCAACAAUCAUGUCGCAACUCAUUCUCGAGUUAGCGGUAACAAUGAUAACGAUGAUCAAAGUCUUACUGCGGAGAACUUCACAAAACCGUUGACUGCUUUGGGAAUCACUGUUAUUGUCAUCCCUGACUCCGCGGUCUUUGCUAUCAUGUCCCGAGUCAACAAAGUCAUUUUGGGCACGCACUCGGUCCUAGCUAAUGGUGGCCUGGUUGCUGCCGCGGGCACACGAGUGAUUGCUAGGGCGGCCAAAGUUCACCAAACUCCAGUAGUUGUCGUCAGUGGUAUCUACAAACUCAGUCCUGUUUAUCCAUUUAAUACUGAGUCCCUCAUUGAGUACGGCGACGCCAGCAAUGUCAUUCCUUUUGAAGACGGGGACUUGGUCGACAAGAUUGACGUCGAAAACCCACUUUAUGAUUAUGUACCUGCCGAGUUGGUUGACUUGUACAUUACAAACUUGGGUGGCCAUGCUCCGUCAUAUCUUUACCGUAUUGUCUCGGACCAUUAUCGCAAAGAAGAUAUCUCCUUCUGA